CCGCAACAUCCCUCCCAAACCCCCCACCCCUCCCAACUGACUUCACCCCCACCGAAACCUCCUUCUCCUCCGCCUCCAUGACCCUCGAAGAAUGGGAAGCAGCAGGCCUCGCGAUCGCGCAAAGGGCUUAUACGUUUAUCCAGAAGAUUAUUGCGCAUCGGCGAGCAAAGGCGGCGCUGUUUGAGGCUGUGGAGAGGGUUGCGGAUGAGAGGGCGGAGAUGUUGGAGGAGAGGGAGGAGGGGUUGAAGGAGAAGGCGAGGGAGGUUAGGAGGAGGGGGAGGAGUUUGUUGGAGGAUAGCUUUUGAGAGUUGUCUGGGUCGAAUUGAGUGUACGUUAGGGGGAGAUUUGGGUGUACUGUUUCUGAGUAUUUUACUUUCGGGGAAGGUUGUCGUUUGCAUAUCAGGGACGGGAGG
Molecule: messenger RNA, 413 nt
Organism: Saitoella complicata NRRL Y-17804
Lineage: Eukaryota; Fungi; Ascomycota; Saitoellomycetes; Saitoellales; Saitoellaceae
Exons: 1
Coding region: 78-305 (75 amino acids)
Source: RefSeq, a predicted model, not a curated record